AUGAAUGGCGAUUUAAGCCUAUCCCAGUCCCUGGGAGGGCUUCGGAUAGCAAAUCCAGAUGAUUCGCCCUUGCCAUCAGAGGAAGCGACCGCUGGUUCGAUGGGAUCCAGUCCAUUCGGUCAAACGGACGGUUCGGUAUCAACACACCCACAGAAUCCCGCACCGAACGACGAGCCCCCCUCAGCAUUCCCCCCUGCACCGAACGAAGCUCCAGCACCAGUCGAAAACCGUUCGUCCGUCGUCUAUUCAACUCCUGAUCAUCCUCCCUCUUAUCCGCCCUACUCUACACACCCCCACGCUACUGCGCCAAACGCCUCCCGACCCCUUUCCUCUCUUUACGCCAACGGCUCGGCCUCCUCCGCACUUCCCCGAGAUAAUUCAUACCGCAUGCGAACGGAUUCCGGUGCCUCAUCUACCUCGACAUCCCAUUCUCGAAAAGACGCCCGCGGUGCCGCCGUGGCCUUGCAAGCAGGUGUUCCAGUGCGCGAUAACUCUCACAGCGACCGUUCCUACCGAACUGCGCACAUCCCGGCCAAUGGGGCGGUAAUGCGUCAGUCAUCUAGAGCACACGCCCGAGGAACUACACAAUCGCAAAUGGCCCGGACUCCCUACGGCAUGGAGAACGGCGCAGCACCCAGCAGCGACGAUUGGCAGGAUCGUGGGGCCGCGGUCUCGGUACGACAGGAAGUGGACGCCAAUGGGAAAACAGUCUCUCGCUUCAUCAAGAAGGGCGUUCGUGAUUUCUCGUUCGGCAAUACCCUCGGAGAAGGAUCAUACAGUACAGUUGUACAUUCAACAGAUCGACAAACACUGAAGGAAUAUGCGAUCAAGAUUCUAGACAAGCGUCACAUUAUCAAGGAGAGGAAAGUGAAAUAUGUCAACAUUGAGAAGGACACUUUAAAUCGCUUGACCGACCACCCGGGGAUUGUGCGGCUCUAUUACACCUUUCAGGAUGAACGAUCGCUAUACUUUGUGCUGGAUCUCUGCAAAGGAGGCGAGCUUCUGGGUGUUCUCAAGCGGAUGUCUACUUUUGACGAAGAGUGCACCAGGUUUUAUGGUGCCCAGAUUCUCGAUACGAUAGAUUAUAUGCACAAGCGUGGUGUGAUUCAUCGAGACCUGAAGCCGGAGAACGUCUUGCUGGAUUCCCAAAUGCACAUUAAGAUUACCGAUUUUGGCACAGCUAAGAUCCUCAAAACUUCACAUCGACCAACCGAGAGCACAAGCUCAAUUCCGCAGAUGGACGCCACAGAAAUUCCAGAGGAAGAACGGGCAAGCUCGUUUGUUGGUACCGCAGAAUACGUUAGCCCCGAGUUGUUGACCGAUAAGAAUGCCUGCAAGGCAAGUGAUCUGUGGGCGUUUGGCUGUAUCAUUUACCAGCUACUGGUUGGUCGUCCGCCUUUCAAAGCGGGCAAUGAGUACCAAACGUUCCAAAAGAUCGUCGCCCUGGACUAUGAAUUCCCGAUCGGAUUUCCCGCCGUUGCUCGAGACCUUGUUGAGCGUCUUCUUGUGCUUGACCCAGCUCAGCGAUUGCAGAUUGAGCACAUCAAGAACCACGAGUUCUUCAAGGGUAUCUCCUGGGGUACUGAUAUGUGGAAACAAAAGGCCCCCCGGUUGAAGGCCUACGUGCCACCCCCGAGAGAGCCAAUCAAGCUUAAUGGCGAUAGCAGCGAGAGCUUCCCUCCCACGAUCUCAACGGCUCCAUCCAACACGCCCAAUGCCAGUUCCAGGGCUCUGCCCAGAGUGGUCACUGAACUGCCCCCACCUAGCCAAUUAGACAUUGAAUGGUCACCGGUGUUGAGCAGAUCCAACGAGCGAAUCCUGAAGCUGGGCAACAUGGUCGUUUUGUCUUCCCCUGCAUCCCACAGCCCGACAUCCAAGAAUGGCAGCAGCGAAGCCGAGGCUCCCAAGAAGUUCUCACGUUUCUUUUCGAGCACAGCAACGAAGAAACGUCAACGAUUGGUUAUGGUCACAUCAUCUGCGCGGAUCAUUCUAGCUGCAUCUGGCGGUGACGAAAAGAAAGCAAAGCUUGAAAUCUCUCUCCUUGCUCCCGGAACACACUGGAGGAGUACAACCGACUCCAAAGGGCAUUCAUCGUGGAUUGUGGAUACAAGAGAGAAACACUUUGUCUUUGAGGAUUGUAAACCGUCAUCGAGCAAUAUCGGAUCCACCGCGGUUUCAGCACAAGAAUGGCUGGAUGCACUGGACCGGGCUCGUGAGAUGGCAAUGACACAACAAAGCUCUGGAUCUUAUUCCGCCGAAGAUGCAUUCCGCAAUAUGUCCUCGGGCUUUUCGAGUCACGCCAACACUCUUGAUCGCAGUUCAGAACUGCAGAAUGAGAACAAUAUGCCCCUUCCAGGGCGUAAUACAUUGGUUAAGCAGCAGACUGACGCGGACUCGGUCAAGGGAAAGAAGAGAUUUAGCAGACGUCAUUCUAAGAACGGCCUUGCUGCUGUUUUCUAG
This is a messenger RNA of Penicillium odoratum, 2460 nucleotides long. Its product is annotated as PDPK1 family serine/threonine-protein kinase. Lineage: Eukaryota; Fungi; Ascomycota; Eurotiomycetes; Eurotiales; Aspergillaceae. The transcript is spliced from 2 exons. Gene Ontology annotation, biological process: intracellular signal transduction; peptidyl-serine phosphorylation. The record is from RefSeq and is a predicted model, not a curated record. Gene Ontology annotation, molecular function: ATP binding; protein serine/threonine kinase activity. Bases 1 to 2460 code for a protein of 819 amino acids.